ACUGCAGAUUCUGGACGUGCGUAAUGUGAUGGUGGUCGUGUCUCGGUGGUACGGAGGUAUUUUGUUGGGUCCUGAUCGUUUUAAACACAUUAACAACUGUGCCAGAAACAUCCUGGUGGAGGAGGGGUACACUGCCUCCAUGGAUGAAGCCUCAAAAUCAGGCAGAAAGAGCAAAAAGAACAAAAGCAAGAAGACUAAAUGAGUUUCAACAGAAGAUCAUUUCUUUCAACUUGUUCAGUUUAAUGCAGUAAAAAUCCUCUUGUCAUUUAUCUCCYGCAGUCACAAACCAUGUCCUGGAUCAGUUUUAGCUGGGAUUAGUUUAUAAAACCUUCUGUGAAGUGCAAACUGGAUGAAUUAAAGCAAACUUUGACAUUAA
Molecule: messenger RNA, 376 nt
Organism: Austrofundulus limnaeus
Lineage: Eukaryota; Metazoa; Chordata; Actinopteri; Cyprinodontiformes; Rivulidae
Gene: impact
Product: impact RWD domain protein
Biological process (GO): regulation of translational initiation; GCN2-mediated signaling
Cellular component (GO): cytoplasm
Molecular function (GO): protein binding
Source: RefSeq, a predicted model, not a curated record